Molecule: messenger RNA, 3686 nt
Organism: Danio rerio (zebrafish)
Lineage: Eukaryota; Metazoa; Chordata; Actinopteri; Cypriniformes; Danionidae
Source: RefSeq, a predicted model, not a curated record
GCAAAAAGAAGUCAUAGUAUUAAAGAAAACCGUGUUAUAAGAACUCCGUAUCGGCGAAGAAGCAGAUGGCAAUAGCGUAUAGACAAAAUACAAUGGUGUUUCCUCCAUAUCCCUUAUUUCCUUCACUCCACAGAUGACUUGGACAGAUAAAUGUGGAGAGAAAACAUCUGGGCAUGAAAUCAGGAAGACAAUAAUGGUGAACUGCCAGAUGGAGCCAAUGGACAGAAGAGUGAGCAUGUCGUGAUUCUGUUCUCUGCUUCUCCUGCAGUGAUUAACUGGAUAUGAAGGCAGUGUUGUGGACAUCAGAUCUUGUCAGGAAUUAACAGAAAUGUUGGUCCAGACCUGCUGCUGAAGUGCCCGUAGAUGCAGCGCCUCCGCAGGGAAGCUUUUGAUCAGUGAAGCUAUCAGUGGAAAAUUACACCCCACCAAAGCAAGCAUGGCCUCUGAUAUCAACUAUCAGGAUGGCCCAGACUUUUCUAGAAGAGACGAGAGCCCGACUGAAGACGAGCCCAUCCAUUCGCCUGGUUCACGACAAACAGAAUAUGAACGAAUCGGGGGAAGAACUGGAUCCUCUGUUUUACAGACCAUCAUUCAUUUACUAAAAGGUAAUAUUGGCACAGGGCUGCUCGGUUUGCCUCUGGCUGUCAGGAACGCAGGACUCCUGGUUGGGCCCUUAAGUCUUCUGAUCAUGGGGAUUGUGGCUGUACAUUGCAUGAACCUUCUCGUCAAAUGUGCACAUCAUCUGAGCGCAAAGUUGGGCAAACCAUUUCUUUCCUAUGGUGAUGCAGUGGAGUAUGGGAUGGAGAACGUGUCGUGGCUAAGCAGACACUCUAUAUGGGGAAGACAUGUGGUGAACUUGUUCCUCAACAUUACUCAAUUGGGCUUCUGCUGUGUGUACUUUGUGUUCCUCAGUGACAAUGUCAAGCAGGUGGUUGAAACUGCCAAUGCAACUACCGGGAACUGUCACAACAAUGAAACCGCUGUGCCGGUGCCCAGCUAUGACUCUCGACUCUACAUGGUCUUCUUCUUGCCCUUCAUCAUCUUGUUGGUUUUCAUCCGCAACCUCAAGUAUUUGGCUCCUCUGUCGUUUGCAGCAAACAUUUGCAUGUGUGCCAGCCUGGUCCUCAUAUACUACUACUGUCUGACGAAUAUUCCAAACCCCAUCAACCUCCCGCUGGCAGGAAGAGGAGCUGACUAUCCGCUUUUCUUUGGAACCGCAAUAUUCGCCUUUGAGGGAAUUGGAGUUGUGCUUCCACUUGAGAAUAAGAUGCAGAAUCCCAGAAACUUCACCAAGGUUCUGUAUCUUGGCAUGGGCAUCGUCACAUUCCUCUACAUCUCUCUGGGAACCAUCGGCUAUAUUGGCUUCGGAGAAGAAAUUCGGGGCAGCAUCACGUUAAACCUACCGUUGUGCUGGUUAUAUCAGAUUGUGAAGCUGCUUUACUCUUUUGGUAUCUACAUCACCUACGCGCUGCAGUUUUACGUGUCAGCAGAAAUCCUGAUCCCGCCAGCGGUGGCGCGAUGUGGUCCCAGAUGGGCAUUGAUGGUAGACCUCAGCAUCCGCGUGGCUCUUGUAGGCCUCACAUGUGCUCUGGCCAUAUUAAUUCCGGAGCUGGACCUGGUGAUCUCUCUGGUGGGCUCUGUGAGCAGCAGCGCUCUGGCCCUCAUCAUUCCUCCUCUGCUCCAGAUCAUCACCUUCCACAAUGAAGACAUGAAGCCCUGGGUGUUUGCCAAGGACAUUCUCAUCAGCGUCCUCGGCUUUGUGGGCUUCAUAGCAGGAACAUACACCUCCAUCCAGGAGAUUGUGGCCCGAAAUGGUGACAGACACAACAGUACAGUCCUGUGAGUGUUGCCGAAGCCACAGAGUAAAUGUAGGCCAUACAGAGACCCGCUGAAUCAUUUACUCACUACAUGCUCCUUUGAUUUCUGCUGGAGUCCGCUUGGGAUUUUUCCUACUGGACGUCUCUUGAUGGUUCAUGGAUUUUUUAUGAGGUUUGCAGCACUGAAGUCUCGUCAUAUCAAGAUUUAUGAGUUAAUCUUUUUGUGGUUUAUUUUAAUAUUUUGUUUACAGUGUAUUGUCGGCCGAAGGUUUUUUUUUAUUUUCAGGUUCAUGUGCUUCUCUCAUGAGUAGGGCCAGACAGUGUCAGCGGGCAUCUUUUGCUAUUUCUGCACAGAAUAUUGUGAAAAAUCUGCAGAUUUGUGUGAAAUGAUUUUGGGAGUAUCGUAACUAAAAAUUUAAUAUGUUAAAAAUUAAUAUAUUUUUAACCUUUAUUUAUUGUUUACUAUUCAAAUCCUAUUAGAUCAAAUUAUUUGGUAAACAAAGCAAAUCUCUCAUAUAAUAUGUCUACCAUAUAUCUACUAAAAGACAGAAAUUAUUACUUUACAAUCUGUAUUGUAAGUAAAUCAUAUAAACGUUUUCAUAUUAUUCAGUAAUAUCACUGAAAUUAAUAAAAAAAAAAACUGAAUAAAUUUAAAUUUACACACAACUAAAUAAAUAGACUCAUUGAUGGGCCAAAAAUCUGAUGAAACCUGCGGGUUUCUGCACGCGCAGAUUCCAUGUGGGCCUACUCAUGAGUGUUUUCACAAGUUAGAAUGGAAAAGAAGUGACUCAAACAGAGAUUUCUGCUUGUAUUUUGUGUAUUAGUGUUCAUAGGGCUUUUGUUUUUUAAGACCAAAAGACAGUUGCAUUUGCAUAUUAGACUUCGACUCCACCUAGACUUAAUUGUAAAUAUGUGGAAAAUCCACUUGGUGUGCAGAAUGGUUUACUGUAUAUUAGCACAAGUUAAUAAUGGUACUGCUGGUACUGCUCAGUCUCAAGCGAGAUCAGUGCUGUUGAAACAAAUGUGUUCUUCCUUUCCCUUUGUAAUAAUUGAUUUUUUUAUAAUCAUUCAUAAUCUCACUUAUCAAAUAAUCCUAUUUUCAGGAGAAUAUUCAAAAGAUGCCAUCAUUAAUCAACUUGUUUUGCAAAGAAAUUAGUUGAUAAUUUAAGAUUGUUUUACCUUUUUAUCCUGAUAGUGUUGGGUUAAACACAUAUACAUGUACAUUUUCCUUUUUUUUUUUUUUUUUUAAGAAUGAAUUGUUAAUUCAUAAAGGUAUCAGUUUCAUGAACAUUGUACAAUCUGACCUGUCCUGGACUUUUUUUGGUCAUACAACAUACAACAUGACUGUUAUUUGGGCAGAAAAAAAGAAAGUCAGAAAAUAAUUAAUCCAGAUCACAAAGUUAUUAAAGAAAAUCACUCAGAUGUGAGUCUUGUCGUAAGAUUAGCAUUACAUUUAAAGACACUUCAGACCAACUGGAGUGAGAGUUUUUGUCAUAUCAAAGGAAAAGUUCACCCAAAAAUUUAAAUUCUGUCAUUAUUUACAGUACUCACCCUUUAAACUUGAGUUUAUUUCUUGUGUUAAAAACAAAAAAAAUGUCCUUAAUACAUGUAUUCUUACUGUGGAAGUCAAUGGUUACAGGUUUUCAGCUUUCUUCAAAACAUCAUCUUUUGUUUUAAUUAAAGAAACUGAUGUGGUUUCAAGUCACUUAAGGGUGAGUAAAUAUGGGGGGAAAAUCAUAUUUGGUGAACUAUGCCUUUACUCAAGCGAUUGUAAUGCUUAACACUUAUGUUAUAUUGUUGAUGCUACUUGAACAUUUUUUCAUAAAUUCUUUCCACUUUGCCUAAUACAAUUUUGCUGUAAACUGUAAA